AGCAGCAGUACACACUACCACCGGACGCUCUUCCUCGAUCCAUCAUUGCAAUCCCCGCUCGGCCUGGAGAGAUCCGACCGGCCCACACAGGCACGACGACAACGACGACCACGACGACGAGCUCAUCCGCCUCCGCCUCCGCCUCCGCCUCCGCCUCCGCCUCCACCUCCACCUCCACCUCCUCAUCCUCACACGCUAUCAGGCAGCAUUGGAUUAACGCGACCACGAGUCCCACGCGAGAGAAAUGGCCGCAUCAACGGCGGCGACAACGGCGACAACGACCACUCAGCACGUGGAUCCCGAGACGUUGUAUACCAAGCAGACGUGCAUCGGCGGCGGCAGUUUUGGAAAGGUCUACAAGGGCGUCGACAAGCGCUCCGGACAGUCGGUGGCUAUCAAGAUUAUCGAUGUUGAGAAUGCCGACGACGAGGUCGACGAUAUCAUUCAGGAAAUCUCCAUCCUGUCCGGCCUCAACUCGCCAUAUGUCACCAAGUACUAUGGCUCAUAUCUCAAAGGCUCUGACCUGUGGAUCAUCAUGGAAUUCUGCUCCGGAGGCAGCUGUGGCGACAUGCUGAAACCAGGCGUUCUGCCUGAAGACUACAUUUGCAUCAUCAUCAGAGAACUGUUGCUGGGCUUGGAGUACUUGCACAACGACGGGAAGUUACAUCGUGAUAUCAAGGCAGCCAAUAUCCUGCUGGGUGCCAACGGCCAAGUCAAGCUGGCCGACUUUGGCGUGUCGGGACAAUUGACGGCGACGAUGACGAAGAAGAAUACGUUUGUGGGCACUCCCUUCUGGAUGGCUCCGGAAGUGAUUAAGCAAUCAGGCUACGAUCACAAGGCAGACAUCUGGUCUUUGGGCAUCACCGCGUUGGAGCUCGCAUUGGGAGAGCCACCCUACAGUGAUAUUCAUCCCAUGAAAGUAUUGUUCCUGAUACCGAAGAAUCCAGCACCCAUGUUGGAGGGCAAUUUUAGCAGAGAGUUCAAAGACUUUGUGUGGAGGUGUCUGCGAAAAGAGCCACGGGAGAGGCCUACGGCGCGUGAGCUUCUGAAGCAUCCUUGGAUACGAAAAGCAAAGCGCACUGCAUACUUGACGGAGCUGAUCGAACGGCAUGAGCGGUGGCAGGCUACUCACCAAGACGAAGAAGAGAGCUAUGAGGCCAAUUCCACGGACGACUCACCAUCGCAGAAUGCAGAGGACGAAGAUUUGUGGGACUUUGGUACAGUGCGUCCGGCUGGUCGACGUGGCCAUGCAGGUCCGGGUCUGCGGCCCAUGAAUGAGUCCGGCAUGAAUUCGAGGAGGUCUCAUGCGCCUCAUUCGCCUACCAGAAGGACCGUUUCGAACAAGGAGAAUAUCGAUGCCGAGCUUACAGAGACCCCAGGGACAGGCCAGACCAUGCGGGGCGCCAUGCUUCCUCCUCCACUGCCCAAAACGCCUUCACCAACGAAGCGAUAUGCGCCGCCCCUACCAUCACCAGGGCCUGCUGCCCAAGUUCCCUUGCCCGCAUCACCGACCAGAAAACCGAUUGCAGUACAACAGACUCCUCCACAGACGCCUCGGCGCGAGUCUGUGCCUCCAUCGCCCUUACCUCCUCCUGUCACGCCUGCUACUCCUCGACUGCUGAACGAUGACUACCUGCAGCAGAGCAUCGCGAGUGACAUGUCACAGUACAUGAAAGGCCUUGCGAUCAAGGAAGAGCCCAAAGCAGUGCCCCCAACGCAACAGGCAGCGUCAGUACCACUCGGGCUCGACGGUGUCGCUGCUUCGCAAGAACACGCGCAACGCUCUGUGGCUGCUUCUGCGACUUCAGUCAACAACCAGCUAUACCAGAAGCCUCUGCCAGACUUUGCACCUCCUGGAGUUGUCAAGUCAGAAACGAGGCCGUUGGAGCAGAGUCAGGAUUCGCGUCGAUCGUCUGUCGACUCCGCAUAUCAAACUUCGACGACAAACCACUCGACAAACCAAUCGCAACCAGCGGCCUCUUCAUACUCGCAGCAGGAUCAACAGGUGACGGCGCUCAAUUCUGUGGUGAUGCCGGCUCUCGAAGCCGCCCUCCAUCGUCGUUCAUAUCAACUCUCACUAUUGCAGCGACGACAUAAUGCCUCUCAGGCCAGCCGGUCUCAGACUGGCGGCGCGUCGGUGCUAUCCGCGGAGGACUUGCACCUCAAACGCCAGACGCAUGAGCAGAUACGGAAGUGCUUGAGCAAGGUUUCGCGGCUCUUCCGGGAAAUCGAUCAUUGGGACAGCGUGGCGCCAGUGGGCAUGGGAGAUGGUGUUGAUGGUUUAUUGGAAGGGUUCUUGGAGGAGGUCUUGUGUCGAGUCGAAGCGGAGGACGCUGUGCCUGGUGAGGAAGGUUAAAUUAGGAGGUAGAUCCAUCUGGGAGAGGCUGUGGUGGGAGGGCCCAAGCGGAGGGGGAUUGUUGUUGUUUGCAUGCGCUAUGACUUGAAUGAGGAUUGACUGAAAUGCAUUUACAUUACCGUUUUUAUGAGAGGUCGGUCAGUGAAG
Messenger RNA from Sphaerulina musiva SO2202, 2503 nucleotides. RefSeq names its product Pkinase-domain-containing protein. The transcript has a single exon. Gene Ontology annotation, molecular function: protein kinase activity; ATP binding. The record is from RefSeq and is a predicted model, not a curated record. Gene Ontology annotation, biological process: protein phosphorylation. Bases 245 to 2356 code for a protein of 703 amino acids. NCBI's taxonomy places the organism in Eukaryota, Fungi, Ascomycota, Dothideomycetes, Mycosphaerellales, Mycosphaerellaceae.